This is a messenger RNA of Cuscuta europaea, 3417 nucleotides long. NCBI's taxonomy places the organism in Eukaryota, Viridiplantae, Streptophyta, Magnoliopsida, Solanales, Convolvulaceae. The record is from the annotation of a GenBank genome assembly.
CCUCAAAAUCAGAGCUCAAAAUCAAUGACACAAAUUUGAUUAAUCCUCAAAUAAACGAUAAACUUUGGAUCAAGAAGCAAUAAACAUAAAUCCUACGGUAGUAACCGUAGUGUUCCUUAAAAACGGAGAUUUCAGUACAUGAUUGAUAAUUGUAUCAAAAAGUUAAAACUGAUAUACGAAGUAGUAUAUGAUUAUUUGUUGCAACGGCGUAGAUGAUGCUGGUGUGGGAAGGCAAAUGAUGGAUGAAGUUAAGCAAUUGAAUCCAUUGUCACCUGGGCAGUACCCGCUGCUGUGAAUUUGACAUCUCGAAACUGAAUCCAGUAGGUUAUUCCAAAACCAGAGAGCGCGAAAGAGAAGAAUCAAUAACUAAGUAAGGAUCAAUCAGCAGGAAAUUCUCGCUGGCAGUCGAGCAAUGACGGCCAGAGCUUGUCUUCUCUCCUACUAUCACGCUCUUCCGGAGCGGCACUGUUCAACCGAGUCAACAUCUACCAAGAGAAGGUUAAGCUAUCGCUCUCACAAGUUCGAGUUUGGGGCUCCGUUUUCAAAGGAGCGGUGCAUUAGACGAGGAUUGAUCAGGAGGACGGGCUGGAUUGCCUGGGCGGAUGUCAAGUCCAAAGAGUUUGACAUUGCGGACUCGGAGCAGGAAUCCGUCAACCGUGAGGGUGCUUUAGGCGACGGCAUUUGGACGAACGGUGAUGGAGAGAGCACAUCGGGAUUCCCCAAGCGUUGGGUUAUCGUGCUUCUGUGUUUCUCAGCCUUUCUACUCUGCAAUAUGGAUAGAGUAAACAUGAGCAUAGCCAUACUCCCAAUGGCAGCAGAGUUUCAUUGGAGUCCUACAACUGUUGGUUUGAUUCAAUCUUCCUUUUUUGGGGGCUAUCUCUUAACUCAGAUUGCAGGGGGGAUAUGGGCUGACACUGUUGGUGGCAAGCUUGUCUUGGGGUUUGGUGUAGUAUGGUGGUCUAUAGCUACUGUCCUCACACCAAUUGCAGCAAAUCUUGGGUUACCUUUCUUACUUGUUGUCCGAGCUUUCAUGGGGAUUGGUGAGGGUGUUGCCAUGCCAGCGAUGAGUAAUCUUCUUUCAAAGUGGGUUCCAGUCUCAGAAAGAAGCAGAUCACUGGCCCUAGUGUACAGUGGAAUGUAUCUUGGAUCUGUAACUGGCCUGGCAUUUUCACCAAUGUUAAUCCAUAAGUUUGGCUGGCCUUCUGUCUUCUUUUCCUUUGGUUCUUUAGGCACUGUUUGGUUCGCUCUGUGGCAUAAGAUGGUAGAUUCACACAAUUCCCCUCUCGAAGAUCCUGAUUUGCUGCCUUCAGAAAAGAAGCUCAUUCUUAGCAACAGCAUUUCCAAAGAACCUGUAAAAUCCAUUCCAUGGAAAUUAAUUUUAUCAAAACCACCUGUUUGGGCCUUGAUAGUGUCUCACUUCUGCCACAAUUGGGGAACUUUUAUUAUCCUUACAUGGAUGCCUACGUAUUAUCACCAGGUGUUGAAAUUUAACCUUACUGAAUCAGGAAAUUGUGCUGUUUUGCCAUGGCUUACCAUGGCAGUCUCUGCAAAUGUCGGAGGAUGGAUUGCAGAUUCAUUGGUGAGGAAAGGUGUAUCAGUGACUGUAGUGAGGAAGACAAUGCAGACUAUUGGGUUUCUUGGCCCUGCUUUCUUUCUAACUCAGCUGAGUCAUGCUGAAACUCCUGCAAUGGCAAUUCUGUGCAUGUCAUGCAGUCAGGGAAGUGAUGCUUUCUCACAGUCUGGAUUAUACUCAAACCAUCAGGAUAUUGGUCCUCGGUACUCAGGGGUGCUUCUAGGACUAUCAAAUACAGCUGGAGUGCUAGCUGGUGUUUUUGGAACUGCAGCUACUGGAUACAUCCUGCAACAUGUGAAGGGGAGUCUUGGCGCGCCGGUUAGGUGUUGUUGUGUGACCGAGAGGUAAAAAGUUCAAGUCUUGGGAGCAGCCUUUUGUAAAAAAAAAUGACAAGGGAACUCUGGCUGCUUAUUCAUCCUUGUGGCAGGACCGUUCCCCUGACCCUUGCCUUGCGGGGGCCUUCAUGCACCGGGCUGUCCUUUUUUUUAUCGGGUUUAAAGCACUUUUCUCAACAAGAAGCAUCACAUUGGUUCUUCUUUUAAAGUUCCCUUUAAUAAGUCAUCCCAAAUGGACUGGUUUCCAUUUAGUUACACAUGAUAUUUUCCAUUUCCUCGUUCCGUGUAUUCUUUUUCUUAAGGAAAACUACAACAUGUUGGGAUUCAGAGUUUUGCUUCGUGUACACACCGGGUUAUACACUGGCUUACACACCCAAGUGUAAUUGUUUACGCACAAACAAUUACGCUUGGAUUUAGUAAAGGGAAGUGUUUGUGAUUUUGGAUUGUCUCUGCACAAACAAUUCUUUUUUUGAAGUCACAAACACUUCUCUUUACUAAAACCCAAGCGUAAUUGUCGGUGCACAGAAAAUUACACUUGAGUGUGUAAGGCAAUGUGUAAUCAGGUGUGUACACGAAGCGAAACUUUGUUCAAGUGUGCUCCAAUUCAAUUUUGAAAAUGAAAUUUAAAAGUUUUUGUAGGUGGAGGUGAUUGUGGGGCAUAUAUAGGUAGGUAGGUAAUGGUGAUUGGUGAGGCUUAGUUAGGUAGGGUGGGAGUGUUGUAGAGAUCAUAUGCAAAAGCUCAUGUAUGGUUUUGAACUUGGCAGAAAACGGAUAAUAUAUUCACCCCACCCCACGUUUAAAAAAGUAUUUGCACCAGACUGCCACUAAUUAUAUACCAAAUGAAUGGCAGGGGGGUUAUUAGCACAUGUAGUGUCACUUUUAGGAAACAUUAUGUGAAACCAAACUGAUUGAUGGCAUUACUUUAUUGUUCCUUAUUAAGCUGUAGAUGCAAUUCGUGAUAUAAAUCAUGACUUUUGUCUUAACGUCUCAGGUUCUUGGGAUGAUGUUUUUAAGGUUUCAGUGGGGCUUUACUUGGUUGGAACUGUGGUAUGGAAUCUCUUUUCAACUGGAGAGAAGAUUUUAGACUGAGUCUCUCAUUUCGGUGGUGGAUCCAGUUCAUACUUUGGGCAUGAACAUGGGCAAGUCCAGAGAUUCAUGUGAUUGCACAACAAAUCGUGUAAACUUGAAUUUGGGUCAAUUGAUGUGUCGAUUUCCAUGAUACCACCAACCAGUUUUAUCCAUUCAUUCACCAGUUGAGUAGAAGCUAGGAAGAACGGGUGUCAAAAGAAUAUAACAUCUGAGACGCAUUGUUGUAUAUAUAGUAGUAUAGUAUGUGAAGUGACUUUGAUGAAAAUGUGGCAAAAAUCGUCUUUGACCUUUCCAUUGUUAAACCCACAUUGUAUAAAUAAGAAUCUCGGGGUUUUAUUCUGGGGAUAUGCUCCACGAGUCCACAUGUUAACCUUAGGGAGUGAUGAGUUUGAUAAUGUGAUUAUCUUUGUAAUGUUAAAA